Molecule: messenger RNA, 1830 nt
Organism: Vollenhovia emeryi
Lineage: Eukaryota; Metazoa; Arthropoda; Insecta; Hymenoptera; Formicidae
Exons: 3
Coding region: 1-1830 (609 amino acids)
Source: RefSeq, a predicted model, not a curated record
AUGGUCGAAGCAACGUCACAAACGAGGAGUGACAAUAUAAACGAUGACGGCGAACGUCGCGAGACGCGCGAUUACUCUCUUUGGACGAGUUUACAGAUGGGCAAAAUUUGGUCGCAAAUGCACGAUGCGUGUAAGAACGUCGUAAAACUCGCUGCCACGAGCGUCGGCCGUGUUGUGAAGGAUGCACCUAAAUCGGAACGUUCACAGAGAAAUUCCGUCGAAGUGGCUGACGCGAUGCUCGUGAAAAGCUCGUCCUCCUCGUGCGCCGGCAAAAUAUGCGGUGAAACGUGUCGUAAAAAUUUAAUGCGCUCAAAGAACGGGGAAAAAACGGAGGCGCGUCAAGAACGCGCAAUCGGGAACGUGGGAAAAUACCGCGAGGAUACGGAGGAUGCACCGAUGCGGAAGAAUUCGCGAGCCAUUGCACCUUCUCGCCGCGAUAUGCAGAAGCGCGCGGAUCAAAACGCCGAAAAAGAGGAUGACAAAGGGUCCUGUGUGACUUACAACGGUACGAUUAGCAGCGAUCAAUCCACCGCGCGUCUACCUGUUGCAUUAAAAUAUGAACGUGACAAAUAUUGGGAUAUCGUAGAAUUUCCAUUACGAAAUGAAACCUUCAGCCACGAUGAGGAUGUACAUUCUCAAUCCCGUUUAAGUGAAUACUUGACAUACCUCGAGCACUCCACGUGCCCAGGACUCCGCAACAGAGGUGGUAGCGAUAAUCGGGAUUUUACGACCAGAGAUGAGCAGAAAUCUGUGCAACGUAUUCACGAGGCAAGAUCGAUCGAGCGUAAUCAAAAUUCCACUUCGGAAAAUUGUAUAUGUCACGAUAAGAGUCGAGAGACGAGCGUGCAUUGCACUGAUCGAAGCUCGCAGCAUGUGGCCUGUUACGAACGGUUUGCAACUACCGAUCGCCAAGCGAUUCGCGUAUCGGCUACGUCGCGAAAUGAUCGGCUACAUCAUGAGUCUCGAUCGACGAACAUAUCCUCUCCGGAAGAUAACGGACGAAUGGAAACGCCCGCGACGCCUGAACAAACAAGAUUUUGCGCGGAAACGGAAAGGAGCUUCACGUCGGCGGUCGUGGUUGCAGCAGUAUCGUCGACGGCAACGGGUCUCACAGUUCAUUCAUCGCAGAACGAUCCGGACAAACCGAUAGCGUCUACUUCCAAAUGGGGGACGACGUCGCCCGCUUCGCCGGGAAAAUCACGAAGGAAUUCCAGAUCGCCGUUUUGCGCGACGGCUAUGAAAUUCUGGAGGAGGCGCUCGUCCGUCGAUAAUAAAACCAUCGCGGCUGUGCUUAAACGGGGCAGAAGAGGCAUCGGAAGAAAGGAGCUAUCUAGCACGGCCGCUACUACUUACGAUAGCGGAGCGAAGAUUACGCAAAUAGAGCCGUCUACUGUGCAAACCCCUCGAGAAGGCAAUAAGAGUCGGGCCUACGUAAACGUACAAGUGCAAACACCUGACGCGAUUGUUGCGAGGGUUUUAUCGGAGUUUCUUCUCAGCGGCGAGAAGAAGAGGAGGGUGUUGAUGAGCAUAAUGCUACAAUCGGAAUCGGGCCACGACGUGAGAGAGGUGGAAACGCAAACGUCAUCGAAUGACCUUACUUCCGCGGGGAUCAAUAUGUUCGGCUAUCCGGGCACACGACCUCAGAGUGCGAUCGCGACCGCGUCGAGGACCGUGCAAUGUUUCGUGUGCGACAAACAAGAUUGCUACGAAAUAAGGCGGUCAGACAGCUCGGUCACUUUAGACGAGACGUUAAUCGCGGAGUAUCCAGAAACGUCUGAUUUGAACGAUCAUUUGACGGAACAAAAAGCAGCUGUCAGGAUCCCCCCGUGA